Messenger RNA from Scophthalmus maximus (turbot), 1134 nucleotides. It is a transcript of the gene utp11, whose product is annotated as UTP11 small subunit processome component. The record is from RefSeq and is a predicted model, not a curated record. NCBI's taxonomy places the organism in Eukaryota, Metazoa, Chordata, Actinopteri, Pleuronectiformes, Scophthalmidae. The coding region runs from base 216 to 980 and encodes 254 amino acids. Gene Ontology annotation, cellular component: nucleolus; small-subunit processome. Gene Ontology annotation, biological process: rRNA processing. The transcript has 8 exons.
AAUCUGCGCAAGGGAAAUACAAAACAACUCGGUCUGAACCAGACAGGAACCCACGUGUCCGAGCCACCGGGGAAGUACUGGACCUGCGGCAGGGUGCAGCUAGCAGCUAGCGAGAGGAGUGUUAGAAUUUCUAUAUCUCACCCAUAUACAUAUUUAUCUGGUUUGACUGAACUGUUUUACAUUACCACGCUCGGGGACAUUUUUUUUUCCCGAACAUGUCUUCGUUCAGGAAAGCGCUGAAAUCGCGACAGCGGAACCACCACGAGAGAUCUCAGCCUGGUGUCAGGAAACACUUGGGUUUGCUGGAAAAGAAGAAGGACUACAAACUACGUGCAAAUGACUACCACAAGAAACAAAACACGCUCGCUGCUCUGCGAAAGAAAGCCCUGGACAAGAACCCAGAUGAGUUCUACUUCAACAUGAUCAGCUCCACGCUGCAGGAUGGAGUUCAUGUGUCGAAGAAAGCCGACGGGGAGGUGGAGGUGACGGAGGAGCAGAAGAAAGUGAUGAGGACACAGGACAUCAAGUAUGUGGAGAUGAAAAGGGUUGCAGAGGCCAGGAAAAUCGAGAGGAUGAAGGGAGAGCUCCAUCUUCUGGAUGCAGAUAGCAAACAGAAAAACAAGCACACAUUCUUUGUGGAUUCCAAGAAGGAUGUGGAGUCGUUUGACCUGGCAAAUCACCUCAACACAGUCCCUGAGCUGGUGGACAGAGUGUACAACAGGCCAACUCUGGAAACCCUGGAGACCAAGAGCAUCCAGGGAGCCGUGGAGCCUCGCAGUGUGCGGAAGUUUGCCAGGAUGAGGAAGCACCAGUACAAGAUUCUUUCCCAGAGGAUUGACAGAGAAAAGAAAAUGUUUGUCAUCAGCCAGAAGAUCCAGACGCGCAAGGAUCUGCAGGAUAAGACUAAGAAAGUGAAGGUAAAAAAGGAGACACCCAGUGCGGCCGCUAUUUACAAGUUUGAGACCAAGAGGAAACGCUGAGUGGGGAGAGAUCAUCAUUCAGGGAAGAAAUCAACAAGCAGACCAUAGAUUGCAGAGAUGGGACAUUUUUUUGUCAAAUUCUGCUGCAUCUGUGUAAUUUUGUACAUAUUUAUCAAAUACUUUUAGUUUCUGUCAAAUAAAUAUCAAAAGAACA